This is a messenger RNA of Actinia tenebrosa (Australian red waratah sea anemone), 2432 nucleotides long. RefSeq lists its product as uncharacterized. NCBI's taxonomy places the organism in Eukaryota, Metazoa, Cnidaria, Anthozoa, Actiniaria, Actiniidae. The record is from RefSeq and is a predicted model, not a curated record. Gene Ontology annotation, cellular component: extracellular region.
UUUCUUAAAGAUGAUACAGCUUCCAUGCUUUCGGCUCCAUUGAAUGUACGUAAGACUGAAGAMGCCAGAAUUUGAUUAAAUGCUUGAAGUAUUUUAAAGUCGUGCUGUGAACUAACUCGUGGCAGAAAGCGGAGGAUACGAUAUAAAGCCAUAAACUACGCGCAUAAGAAGCUAUUCUUGCAAGAAGUACACUGAGAAGAAUUUGGACAUUUGCAACAUCUCUCUUGCCAAAUGUAUUGGGAGUCAUCUGCUUCACAUUCCAUCACACAGCAAUCACUGGCAMAAAUUGAAAAUCCUACCCGGUGACUUGAAAGUGCAUAAGACAGCUCGAUAAAGCUUUGCUCCUUCAUUUUCUGGUAAUUCUUCAUUCGUUUUCUGGAUUGUUUCAACUUUCAAUAAGCAACCAUGAACUUCCUACUSGAUUCCUUCUCAAAAGAUGCACUCGAAGCGCACAACAAAUACCGCGCUAUGCACCAGGUUCCCUCGGUCAAAUGGUCACGUAGUCUAGCCAGAGAAGCUGAAGCCUGGGCCCAAACCCUCGCUAAGGAGAGUCGCUUACGUAAUGGCGAUACAGACGAUGGUGAAAAUCUUUAUGGUGUAACAGGCAAGUCAGAUUUGAAAGGACACGAGGCCGUGGACAAGUGGUAUGAUGAGGUACGCAACUACAACUUCCAUCGGCCAGGGUUCCAGAGCGACGCAGGUCACUUCACACAAAUAGUCUGGAAAUCGACGAAAGAGAUUGGYGUGGGUAAAGCCAAGACCCCGGAUGGCAAGGUGUUCGUUGUUGCUCGUUACAGGCCGSCAGGAAACAUGGCGAACCGAUUUGAGCAAAAUGUUUUUUCGAAGGAACCCGAAUCGUCUUCCAAGUCCUMCUCCAGUCGUGUUUACACAACACGAAUCGAGAAACAAGAAGAUGAGCCCGUUCAUUCUGAACGCACUCAACGCACCAGAGACAGGUUCAACAAAGAUGAYGAUGAAUUCUUUAAAGACUUCAAAGACAUGGACAUUGGUCGAAAAAGUGGGAAAACUGAAACGGUGACACUCAACRAAGGCCCAGGAACAACAGUGGUCACCAAGAUUUACACAACAGAUGAUGGUACUGGGGUCCGUACUGUGCGUAAAGAGGUUCACACAUCCAGUCACAAUGGAUCUGACGAAGAUUUUGGCUCAAGAAGRCGAAACUUGGAUGAUCAUGAUUUCUUUGGUAAGAGGGAUCUCAACGCAAAYGUGAGAAGUAGAUGGAACGACGAAAGAGAUAAAAGUCCAUCAAGGGAAAGRGCCAGGCCACCAUCCAGUAAAACAGGCGGAGCCAGUCCCAGGUCUAGCUCAUCAUCAGACAAGUCCUUCAAAGACCAAUGCCUUUCCUCUCAUAACAAGUACCGUGCCAUGCACUCGGCCCCGGCUCUCAAAUGGGCAAACGAUUUGGCUAGAGAUGCUGAAAGGUACGCAGAAAAACUGGCCCGAUCUGGAACCCUGCGGCACUCCAGUAAAAGCGAGCGUGAAGACACAGGAGAGAAUCUGGCGAUGUUUUCGGGUGAUUAUGACAGUGCUGGUGAAAGAGCGUCCGAUAUGUGGUACGAAGAAGUCAAAGAUUACAACUUUUCACGUAAAGGAUAUCAGGGAGGGUCUGGUCAUUUCACACAGCUGGUCUGGAAGGGAAGUAAGGAGUUGGGAAUGGGCCGAGCUAAGACACCGGAUGGCCGUUGUACGUAUGUCGUAGCGAGAUACCGUCCUGCCGGGAAUAUUGUCAAUUACAUGGAUGAAAACGUGUCUCCAAAGCGACGAUGAACAACGUCAUUAUGUCACCAGAGCUAUACCAGAAACUAGGCAAUAGGAUGCUGUGAAGAGAACUUUUUUCRCAAUCCUUUAUUAUUUUCUGAAAUGUAUUUUGAUUUUAAUUUUUCAAUUUUUUCAAAUGGCUGUUUUUGAUAUUCAAUCUAUCCAUUUCAUAUUGGUUCUCUUCUGCAAUGGAAAAAUUGGAUCAUAGUUAGCAUAAUAAUUAAGCUCAAAGUCUAACUAUUACCGCGGGCAAUAUUUUUGGRAACAUACGCUGAAUGCAGUUCGACAAAAUUCUAAACUGACAACAAUUUAUAAUUUCGCAAUCAACAGUUUACACGAGCAUAUGCACCGUACAAAAUAGAUAUCAUUAAGACUAAUACUCCAUUCACACCUAAACGUGUUUAGUUAAUCUAUGUUUUAUUAGGAAAACAAUUGAGAAACUAGAAACCUACAAUAUAAUGAAACUUUCUAAAAUAUUAUCAGAGCAAGACAAAGGAUAGCUUACAUGCAUUAUUUCACCAAAUAUUGUGCAGUGUUCGUAGAUAGUUUUCCAAACCUGUUUAGUCAAACCACUUUUAAACAUGUUUAAGCCUUGGUGUGAAUGGUUAUAAACGUGCAAUAAAAGAUAAUCAUUUUGUCAUCAGGGAUUUGUA